AUGAAACAACCCUUUUACUUUCCGGACCACAUUUUUCCCGAGGUCGAGCAAUCUUUUCCGGGAUUGCCACCCUCUCCUCUUGAAAAAAUUAAAAAAAUUGAGAAUGGUUAUCAUACUCUUGUUCGUCAAGUAAGUGGCGGACCUGAUAUUGAAGCUGAACUAUCUUCAAGCGCAUCAUCAGCAUCCUCAGUUUCAAACUUAACCCGUCGUCUUUCUCAAAACAUUCGAGCUGCAAAUGAAGAUGGAACUACAAAUCCUUAUCAAAAAAAGAUUGAUGUUGACCGCAUGUUUAAAUGGGCCCGAGAAGCCGUUGAUUUUGCCGAAAAUCAGCCUGGUCUUCUCCCUGAGAUUAUCAACGCUGCUUGUGAUAUCAUAGUUUUGGUGUCUGAUUCAGAGCCAGGGCUGACGAAGUUUAAGGGAGCAGCUCAGUAUAUUCUUGGUGUUUGGAAUCGUUUUGGUCUCUUCAAUCGUCCAAUAAAUACAAAAGUGGCCCUUGAGUUCUUCUACUCUUCGGCAAAGUCUGGAUUCCCUAGGGCACUUUACAGAAUCGGUACAGAGUACGAGUCUGCUGGUGAAACUGCGAAAGCAUUGCAGUAUUUUACUCAAGGUGUUAAAAAGGGUGACAGUGCCAGUCUUUAUCGAAUGUCAAUGUGCUAUCUCAGAGGUCAUUUAGGCAUUGAUAUUGAUGUCGAAAAAGGACGCUCGCUUCUUCACCAAGCAUCUAAUACAUCUGACCCAGACAGCGCACAAUCUUCCUAUGUGUUUGGUUUGGUUCAGCUUAAUGAACUUCCUAAUCUAGCACCAUCUGACCCAACAAUUCCUUACGCUGCGGCUAUACAAGCGAUUGAAAGAUCAGCUUGGAUCGGGUUUUCGCCUGCACUUUUGCGUAUGGGGAUGGCCUGGGAAGGUGGUGAAAAAGGCUAUGACUCAGCCAUUGCGUUAAGAUAUUUUCAUAUUGCCAGUCGCCAAGAGCAGUACCAGAGGUACAAGGGUAACAUGAGUGCUGGACUAGGAGGAAGUGCCGAGGCUGAAAUUUCUAAGUGGAUGCUUUGCGGAUCUGUAGAUAGAUUUCCUCCAAACGAAGAAAUGGCAUUUUACUUUGCCAAACUUGCCAGUGAACAAGAAAAUGGACUUGCUGAAUUUGCUGUUGGGUAUUUUUAUGAAGUUGGUAUUUGGGUUGAACAAGACAUUAAAGCUGCACUUAUUUGGUAUGGUAUUGCUGCUUCUCACGGAAAUACAGACGCUGCUGAUAGAUUAAAGGCAUUGAACCUUAAUAGAUCGAAUACCAUCACAAAGCAACAGCAUCAUCGUACUUUGACAAUAAAGGGUCGAGGGUCGAUUAAAUCUUUUAAAAAGAAACUUGAUUUACAACAAAAAUCUCAGCAAUAUCUCCAGCAGCCGCAACAGCAACAGCAACAGCAACAACAACAAGAUCACUAUCAAAUACGGCCUGCUAAUUUCCAACAAUAUCCUGACUUGUCAAAUAAUGAUGGGCGUGAAAGUCCAUCCAAAAGCCUCAGACUUGGAAAUUUGUUUUCGAAAAAUAAUGGCGAUAUUAACACUCCUAAAAUUGAAAAUUUGACACUUAGCAACAGUACAUCUCAGUACUCAUACAUUAAUAAUCCUCAAAAUGAAAGUCUUCCAAUGCCACAUGCUACUCAUGAAGCAAUUGCAAAUCCCCGUCCUCGCCGUGCUCGUUAUUCAUUUCCUCUUACACCAUCAAUGACCCAAGAAGAUCAAUUUAAGACUUCAACUUCUUCACUAAAUUCGGCAUCUUCUGGGCGUUCAUCUCCGUAUGCUAAUGGUCAUGCAGAUAUUAAUAGCACUGCUAUUCCUAAUCUUUAUCCAGAGAUUGAAGGUCCCAGGAGAAGAUCUUCUCCCAUUUCCCGAGGAUAUAUGACAACAUCUACUUCUGAUUCGACAUUUAGGCAAAGUCAAACAUCUCGCAUUCCUCGCAAAAUUCCGUCGCCCUCAAAUGCCGGAAAAGACCAAGUUUCGAGCAGUUUAGGGGUUAAUCCUUCAAACUUCACUGCCAGCUCUGGAACGUUUCAACAACUUUCUAAGAAAAAUGAAGAAUUAUCAGAUAGAGAUAUUUUUGACUUUGAUAAUAUUACAGACAUUAAAAAAGAAAACAAUUUACCCAAAAAAGAGGUCGAAACGGAAAAUCAAAAUGAAAUCAAAAAAGAAAGUAAUAAGAAAAAUGAUUUUACCUCUUCAAAUUCUCCUAAAAAGGCUUUGAUGAGUAACGUUCUUGGUUUUAUUUGGGGUGGAAGCAAUUCUAAUAAAAAUGAAACGGAAUCAAAGAAAGAAGCUACAGAGGGAAAAUCUUCGAAUAUAAAAACAUUUUCUGAUAUCCAAAGUCAAGACGAUAAUUUACAUCUUAAAACUCAAAACGAGCAAUUGCCGCACCCCCCACCUCACAGCUCAGCUUCUUCUACCUUUUCAAAGGAUAGUGAUGGCGGAGACAGUUUUAAUGAAAGUGUCUCCAGUAGAUUACCUCAAAAGGUCAACACAACGCCUAUGAUGAGUGGAUCGAAUGUCGGUCACUACAGAACACCUAGCCAGUACAAAAAUACGCCUAGUGAAGUUCCAGGAGACCCUCUUCCCCAUAGUAUGUCAACUUCGACUAUAUCGAGCUUUUCAUCGGCAACUACAUUUACACCUAUUUCUACAACUAAUUCCAGAACAAGUGGAAUUCCUAGCUUGCGUUCAAAUACACCUUCACCAUCUCGUCAAAUACAAGGCAAUCCUUAUUUCACGUCAAAUCGCAUUGGUGGCGAUAUUUCCAGCAUAACAAGACCCCCGAUAACAAACUCUUAUGCUAAUAGUGAAAAUGAUGGUAGAACAACCACUGUGGUAAGCAGUUUUACCGAGUCACAAAGUAAUUCUAGUUCUAUUAAUCAACCAACACGAUCCAUUUCCCCUGGAAAAAGAACAAUGCAUCCUAAAAAUCCUAACGUCAUAGUUGUUCAUGCUCUACCUAGCACAGGACGUGGGCCUCAAACAUUUGCAGAAAUGCAGGGAAUUCCUGUUGCUAAGCCUAAAGAGGAUUGUAUAGUUAUGUAA
Molecule: messenger RNA, 3066 nt
Organism: Magnusiomyces paraingens
Lineage: Eukaryota; Fungi; Ascomycota; Dipodascomycetes; Dipodascales; Dipodascaceae
Exons: 3
Coding region: 1-3066 (1021 amino acids)
Molecular function (GO): protein binding
Source: RefSeq, a predicted model, not a curated record